Molecule: messenger RNA, 459 nt
Organism: Prunus armeniaca (apricot)
Lineage: Eukaryota; Viridiplantae; Streptophyta; Magnoliopsida; Rosales; Rosaceae
Source: the annotation of a GenBank genome assembly
AUGGAUUGUGGAGGUCGCUCUCUCGUUCAUACGAGGAGAGCCUUGAUGGCUAGGGUUAGAGUUUCUCCAGUUUUCUCUACUCAUUUUCUGCGCCGUCUCUCUCAGUCUUCUCUGAUUGUCUCUUUUCUUUCUUCUUGGUGUAUUGGGUACUACGUUUUUUUUUCCUCGCUCUUUUGUUCUCCGUGGGGUGGCUGCGUCAACUUCCUUUCUGGGUUCCCAAGGAGCCAGUCAUUGGUGAAGGGUCUCCAUCUUAACGUUAUAGAGGUGGCCACUGCCUUUUCUGCUCAAAGGGAUGACAAGUAUGCGGCACCAAACGGGAAUCAGAAGCUUGCGGAAACUGGUGUUAGGCAUCUGAUUGUUAGUGGCAUAUAUUUUUCUAGUAAGUGUAGUUUUUGUAUCGAGGAUUUUGUUGACAAGGCAGAGGAGACCAGCCUCGAGGGGUCUCUAAGGUCUCCUUAA